This is a messenger RNA of Sinocyclocheilus rhinocerous, 2498 nucleotides long. Its product is annotated as nuclear factor 1 C-type. The transcript is spliced from 11 exons. Bases 697 to 2226 code for a protein of 509 amino acids. Gene Ontology annotation, molecular function: RNA polymerase II cis-regulatory region sequence-specific DNA binding; DNA-binding transcription factor activity, RNA polymerase II-specific. The record is from RefSeq and is a predicted model, not a curated record. Gene Ontology annotation, cellular component: nucleus. Lineage: Eukaryota; Metazoa; Chordata; Actinopteri; Cypriniformes; Cyprinidae. Gene Ontology annotation, biological process: regulation of transcription by RNA polymerase II.
AUUUUAAUAGGCUAUAUUUAUUAGUAACUUUGUUGAUCCGGACCAAAAUGAGGGUUACGUCACUGACCCAUAUAUAAUGUAGCCUAUACAUAUAUACUGUAUAAACUACGCCAUCAAGUGCAGUUCUUCUAAACGAGUGGCUCCAGUGCACACACACACACACACACGUCACCCCCCGUAUUUCAUCAAUUCCUUCUCCGCGAGGACUGUAAGAUGUGUGUAUGGAGCUCAGAACACCGUCUGUGUUGCUAUUCGUGUUGUAAGAAACAAAAGAACAGACGAGGCAUUGAUUCCUCUCUGUACACAAGGACAUCUAUGCGCGCUUCAUGUGCAAUGCUGCAAAGCUAUGAGACCGACAAUUCAGCACUGUAAAUUAAAGAUACACGACCAAAACAACAGCCAGCGCCUCCAGCCAGUGCACUCUCUGCAGCAAGCCGUGCAUUACUGUAAAAUAUUUUGUCCUUCUGUACCUUUCGGAUUGGACGAGGCUCGAAGACUUUGCGUGGGACGUUUUGUAUUUGGUCAGUGUCCGGGUUUAUUCCUCCCAUCCGAAGAGCACGGAUUACUUCUUUGCGAAGAUAAAUGGAUACGGAGUUAUAAAAGCAGCCGACAAGAUGACCAAGCGUUGAACAGCAGAACUACAAAAGCCUCUAAGCUGUAACUUUUUUAGGGGGAGGUUGGCUGUUUCGCUUCGAAAUGGAUGAAUUCCAUCCGUUCAUCGAGGCGCUGCUGCCGCACGUGCGUGCCUUCGCCUACACCUGGUUCAACCUGCAGGCCCGUAAGCGCAAGUAUUUCAAAAAGCACGAGAAGCGGAUGACCAAGGACGAAGAGCGCGCCGUCAAGGAUGAGCUCUUGGGUGAGAAGCCCGAGGUCAAACAGAAGUGGGCGUCGCGCCUCCUCGCCAAGCUCCGCAAAGACAUCCGGCCUGAGUGUCGGGAGGACUUUGUGCUGGCCAUCACAGGGAAGAAGCCUCCAUGUUGCGUCCUCUCGAACCCGGACCAGAAGGGGAAGAUGAGGCGCAUCGAUUGUCUGCGGCAGGCGGAUAAAGUCUGGCGUCUGGACCUGGUGAUGGUGAUUCUGUUCAAGGGCAUCCCGCUGGAGAGCACGGAUGGGGAGCGGCUGGUCAAAGGUGGCCAGUGCUCCAAUCCCAUUCUCUGCGUCCAGCCUCAUCACAUCAGCGUGUCCGUCAAGGAGCUGGACCUCUACCUCGCCUACUUUGUGCAGGAGAGAGAAGCUGAACAGAGCAGUAGUCCUCGCACAGGCAUUGGUUCAGAUCAGGAGGACAGUCGAGCAGCCACCAUGGAUGCUCCAGAGUUUCAAGAGAGCUUUGUAACUUCGGGCGUCUUCAGUGUAACAGAACUGGUGCAAGUAUCAAGAACACCGGUGGUGACGGGCACGGGGCCGAACUUCUCUCUCGGAGAGCUGCAGGGUCAUCUUGCUUAUGAUCUGAACCCUUCAGGGGUGGGAAUGAGGAGAACCCUUCCCAGCACCUCCUCUAGCGGAAGUAAGAGACACAAGUCAGGAUCCAUGGAGGACGAUAUAGACACCAGCCCAGGGGGCGAGUACUACACCUCUCCCAACUCCCCUGCCAGCAGUUCACGCAACUGGCAAGAGGAGAUGGAAGGAGGAAUCUCCCCUACAGUUAAGAAGACAGAGAUGGAUAGUCCAUCUCCUCAGGAGAGCUCUCCACGUCUCGGCUUCACACAGCACCACAGACCUGUCAUUGCAGUGCACAGCGGUAUCUCUCGGGGUCCACAUCCCUCCUCGUCUCUGCACUUCCCUGGCGCUCCCAUUCUCCCCCAGACUGCCUCCACCUACUUCCCACACACGGCCAUCCGGUACCCCCCGCACCUCAGCUCUCAAGACCCGCUCAAGGAUCUUGUCUCUCUGGCCUGUGACCCGUCCAAUCAACAGCCCAGCCCGCUGAAUGGCAGUGGUCAGGUGAAGGUAUCCAGUCACUACAUCUCCUCUCAGAUGCUGGCCCCCCCGCUACCCCCUGGCCUGCCCCGUCUGACGCUGCCCCCAGAGUCCAAAUCCAGCACCACCUCUGCAGACGCAGCUGCCAGCUCACCCACCUCCCCCACAUACUCUGCUCCCGGGACGCCACCUGCCAACCGCUCCUUCGUAGGAAUUGGUUCUCGAGACACUGGCAGUUUGUAUCAGGCACAGAAACCUAACCACCAUGAAAAUGUUAAAAAUUCAAUCUUGAUUUCAAGCUGUAUUUGAAAAUUUCCCUUGAACCCCAGUGCCCUGAGGAAACACUACAGCAGCGCUAGUCUGGACCCUCUGAGAGACCCAAGCCUUCUGUGUUCAAUUAUAGAUCAGAAAUGAGCAGAUACAGUAUCUACCGCUGGACCCUCAGCUGCCAAAUGAAAUGUAGCCUUUCACAUUAAAUAUACAGCCAAUGUAGAUACAACACCUUAACCAAUAUAUGGGUAAUCCAUAGAACGUCUGAGGAAUUAUUUAAAAAAAUUUUCUGUCAAAUCAACCAAAUUUCA